This is a messenger RNA of Penicillium verhagenii, 1371 nucleotides long. RefSeq lists its product as uncharacterized. The transcript has 4 exons. Gene Ontology annotation, molecular function: transmembrane transporter activity. Gene Ontology annotation, biological process: transmembrane transport. NCBI's taxonomy places the organism in Eukaryota, Fungi, Ascomycota, Eurotiomycetes, Eurotiales, Aspergillaceae. Bases 1 to 1371 code for a protein of 456 amino acids. The record is from RefSeq and is a predicted model, not a curated record.
AUGGUAUGGUCAAGCUCUCAGGGCGAACCAAACGUUCCACAGCGUGCAGUUCGCCACCACUGGCGCUCUUCCGAUGGCUUCAUCAUUAGCACGAUGUGCCUGGCUUUGUUCACUGACGAGCUGCUCUUCGCGUUCAUGGUGCCCUUGCUACCGACCAUCCUUGAAGACCGUAUCGGUCUAGCCGCGUCUUCCACCCAGCGAUAUACUUCCAUUUUCUUGGCUGAGGGAGCAUUCGUGUCAGUUGUUUCCAGUCCAUUUAUAGGGUCCAUUGCCGACGCGACAUCCUCGAAGAAAUUACUGCUGUUGAUUUUGCUGGUACUGGCCCUAGUGAGCGUCGUUUGUCUAUCGCUGACUACCACAUUAUCAUGGCUAUUUAUCGGGCGCUUUUUUCAAUCUAUCGCUAGCAACGCAUUAUGGAUUGUUGGAAUGGUAACGAUGACUGAGAAUAUUGGAUCGGAACACAUGGGCAAGAUCGCUGGCUUGAGCUCGACCAUGACGGCGGUGGGGACUACUACCGGGCCGGUACUGGCAGGAAUCUUAUUUGGAUUAGGCGGAUACUGGCUUGCGUGGGCUGGUGCAAUCGGUUUCCUAGUGGUGGAUAUCAUCAUGCGCUUGCUGAUGGUGGAAAGACAGCAUACUUCAGAGAACGAGGAGCGCGAUCCUCUUCUCAACGAUUCCUCAGAGUCACCCUCAACACCCAAUGGUAUUGACAGCCCCGAAGCUUCUCCUGUUGAAAUUCAAGGCUGGCGCUUCUACCUGUGCCUCUUUCGUCAGUCUCGUUUUGCGGCCGGUAUCUUUGGCUACUAUGUAUCCGCUCUUUUGAUUGCCUGCUUCGAGUCAACAUUGGCGGUGCAUGUGCGCGAUGCGUUUGGUUGGGGCGUCCUCCCCGUUGGACUACUGAUGACUUCGAUCCAGGGACCGGGAAUGGUCCUGGCCCCGUUUGUAGGGUGGCUUAGGGAUCGCAUUGGAUCACGAACCCCAACGACCAUUGGAUUCAUCGCUCUCAUCCCCUUCCUGUUUCUCCUAGGCAUUCCCGGAGACGAUCGCUUCCCGUGGGCAAAUGAGGGAAGUCGAGGAAAGGUCAUCUACGCAGUCUCCAUGGCCAUGCUUGGAUGUUUGAUGUGUAUGUUGGGCGGCGUAGGAACAAUGGAAGCAACAGAAACAAUUGAUCUACUGGAGACUGACAAUCCUGGAAUAUUUGGCCCUAAUGGAGGCUAUUCACGCGCCAUUGCCAUAACUGGUAUGAGUUUCAUGGCCGGUUUGAUGACCGGACCGCUUCUGGCUGGGCUACUAGUCGAGCAGCUCGGGUACUUUGAGCUUCAAUGCGUCCUCGGCAAGUCCUCUCCCUGUCUAUUGCCUGAUGUUUACUGA